AUGCACAACAAAAUCAGUCUUCUCCUUUUACUAAUACUAUUGAGCAUUCCAAACCACCAAGUAUGUAGUACACACUGCGUUCCAUCAAACAACGAUACGAAGAUAGAUAACGAGAUUUUAGUAGGAGUGGGAGUCAUUCUUGAUCUAGAGUCAUGGAUUGGGAAGUCCAUUCAUAUCUGCAUUAGCAUGGCCAUAUCUGAUUUUUAUGCUCUUAAUCACAAUUAUAGAACAAAGAUAGUCCUUCACACAAGGAACUCCAAGGGAGAUCCAAUAGAGGCUUUAUCAGCUGUUGAUGAUCUUCUGAACAACGUAAAGGUGAAAGCGAUCAUAGGGCCAGAAACGCAUCUUCAAUCCAAGUUAUUGGCCUUGUUUGCUGAUAAAGUGAAAGUGCCUAUUUUUUCGUUUGCUGGUUCAUCCUCAACCCAAUACCCCUACUUUUUCCAAAUUAAAGAAGACGAAUCCAGUAUGGCUAAAGGGAUAUCUUCUCUUAUGAAAUCAUAUAAAUGGAAGAAUGCUACAUUCGUUUAUGAGGACACGGAUGAUGAGCGGGAGAUCUUACCUUAUCUGAUUGAGUCAUUACAUGAGAAAAACAUCCAUAUCACUUACAAAAGUGCGAUCUCUUCCUCUGCCACGCCUGUUGAAAUUACCAAAGAGUUGCAAAAACUUAUGACUUUUCACACAAAUAUACACAUUGUACAUAUGUCACCUUCACUGGCAUCUAGCUUUUUCUUAAAUGCAAAAAGGUUAGGAAUGGUAAAGGAAGAAUAUGCAUAUAUUUUAACAGAAACGACAGCUGAUGUCCUACGAUCAGAAAAAUUUGAAGUUAUGGAGUCAUUACAAGGGGCAAUAGGUUUCAGGUCGUACGUUCCAGCAUCAAGCAGACUUUAUAAGUUAACAGCAAGAUGGCAGAAGUUUUUCUACAGAAAGUACCCAACAAUGGUCACGAAAGAGGUGCCUGUGCCUGCCAUACGUGCAUACGAUACAAUUUGGGCACUCGCCGAGUGUGUGGAGAAAGUUGAGGUCCCACAUAACGGCGCUUCACUUUUGAACGAAGUUUUAAAAAUGAAAUUUAAGGGUGUAAGUGGUGAAUUCCAACUUAGUGAAGGAAAAGUGCUCUUCAAUGGGUAUGAGAUUAUGACUUCCAUCGACUAUUCUGAGACAAGAAUAGGAUAUUAUACACUUUCAGAAGGAAUCAGAAGAGUCGAUCGCAAAAUUAACAGUGUCCAUCUGUAUUCAGGUGUAGAUACAGAGGCUGCAACCUGGAGGGAAGGGUCUACAACAGGUCGGGUAUUACUAACAACUUCCAGUAAAAAGUUAAAAAUUGGUGUUCUAAAGAUAAAAAACUUCAAGUACUUCAUGGAUUUAAAACAUGAUGCUGAAACAAAUAGUAUAAUUCCCACCGGGUUCUCUAUUGAUGUUUUCAAUACUUGCAUUCGUGCGUUACCGUAUGAAGUACCUUACACGUUUAUUUCAUACGAGAAUGCUACUUAUGACGAUCUUGUAAGGAAAGUCUAUAAUAAGGAAAUCGACGCAGUUGUGGGUGAUUCAACAAUAUUGCCCAACAGAUCUGAGUUUGUUGACUUUACCGCGACUUACUCAGACAUGGGUGUAGGAACACUAGCAAGAAUUAAGAAAAAAGACAUGUGGUUCUUCUUGAAGCCACUGGAUGUCGGUUUAUGGCUAACUGCUAUUGCUUCUCUUUUUAUAACUGGUUUUGUUAUAUGGGCUAUUGAAUGUAUGCAUCCAGGAUCUGAAUGUUCGCCUUCUCAGCAAAUUGGAACAAUCUUCUGGCUUAUCCUAUUGACCAUAUUCUAUGCUCAAAGAGAGAAGUUGUCAAGCAAUAUGUCAAAAUUUGUAAUGUAUGUUUGGUUACUCGUGGUGCUUAUCUUGAUCACUGGCUACACGGCAACAUUGGCUUCACUAUUGACCGUCGAGCAAUUUGAAUUGGCAUCAAAUAGGGGAAUUGUGGGGUUUCAUGGAAACUCUUUUAUGAGAGGAGUAACAGUCAGCAACUUGCACUUCGAAGAUCAUAAGCAUCGGGCAUAUUAUUCGUAUGAGGAUUAUGCACAUGCUUUAUCGGAAGAUGGUGAGGCGGAUGCCAUUGUUGAUGAAAUUCCAUACAUCAAGAUGUUUCUUGGCAUAUAUGCAGGGGACUAUGCUUUGGUCUCCUCUCAUCAAAUCACUUCUGGCUUUGGCUUUAUCUUUCGAAAAGGCUCACCAUUGGUACAAGACAUGUCAAGAGAAAUCGCCAAAUUGAGGCAAGAUGGAACUCUAGAGAGUUUAGAGAAAAAAUGGUUUGAAAAGAGGUUUUCGAUUCUAUCCCGGAAUUCUACAAUGCCAAAAGUCUUAAAGCUUGACAGAUUUGGUGGUCUGUUUAUUAGUAAUGGAAUCAAUUUGGCUGUAGCUCUAACAGUCUCCGCAAUUUGCCUACUUUAUACAAAAAUGAAGAUCCUAAAUAUAAUUUCUUUUGUACUUGGGCGCGAUUUCAUGGCUGCUAUAAGGUAUCUGGUAACUAGAAAACCCAUCGGUCGAUCCUGACAUGACUGACCAUUGUUUGAUUGACGUUAACAGUUAAUAGUUCGAUAAGUUGUAACUUGUAUUAAUGUAAUAUUGCGGCUGGAACAAACACAUACAAUCCUGAAUCAAA
This is a messenger RNA of Erigeron canadensis, 2647 nucleotides long. RefSeq names its product glutamate receptor 1.2-like. Gene Ontology annotation, cellular component: plasma membrane. Lineage: Eukaryota; Viridiplantae; Streptophyta; Magnoliopsida; Asterales; Asteraceae. The coding region runs from base 1 to 2538 and encodes 845 amino acids. The record is from RefSeq and is a predicted model, not a curated record. Gene Ontology annotation, molecular function: signaling receptor activity; ligand-gated monoatomic ion channel activity. The transcript has 5 exons.